Callorhinus ursinus (northern fur seal) is the source of this 2500-nucleotide messenger RNA. RefSeq names its product H3 clustered histone 2 (gene H3C2). Gene Ontology annotation, molecular function: structural constituent of chromatin; protein heterodimerization activity; DNA binding. The record is from RefSeq and is a predicted model, not a curated record. Lineage: Eukaryota; Metazoa; Chordata; Mammalia; Carnivora; Otariidae. Gene Ontology annotation, cellular component: nucleosome.
CUGUUUGCCUUUUACCGGCUUCGGUGAAGACACACUCAGUUCGCCUCUGAGAUGGCUCGCACGAAGCAGACGGCCCGCAAGUCGACCGGCGGCAAGGCCCCGCGCAAGCAGCUGGCCACCAAGGCGGCCCGCAAGAGCGCGCCGGCCACCGGCGGCGUCAAGAAGCCGCACCGCUACCGGCCCGGCACGGUGGCCCUGCGCGAGAUCCGGCGCUACCAGAAGUCCACCGAGCUGCUGAUCCGCAAGCUGCCGUUCCAGCGGCUGGUGCGCGAGAUCGCGCAGGACUUCAAGACCGACCUGCGCUUCCAGAGCUCGGCCGUGAUGGCCCUGCAGGAGGCGUGCGAGGCCUACCUGGUGGGGCUCUUCGAGGACACCAACCUGUGCGCCAUCCACGCCAAGCGCGUCACCAUCAUGCCCAAGGACAUCCAGCUGGCGCGCCGCAUCCGCGGGGAGAGGGCCUAAAUGUGAUUUCCCGGUUCUGUGCCAACUUUAAACCCAAAGGCUCUUUUCAGAGCCACCCAAUUAGUUUCAGCAAAAGUGGCUGUGAUGCUUUCGGUUCUCUUGACUGUGACCCUGACCCUGCUAAGUUGCGAAUCCGUGCUAACCCUGGUCAUUGGCAUAUUCUACGACGGACUGAUCAGGUUCAACAGUGGAAUAGUAGACUUACGAUGAAUUUUCCUAGAUAAGCGAGAGUAGCUUGACAGUAACGAGCCAUUUUAAACGGUAGCAGAGAACAUGUACUUCGUUUUGUUUCGAUCCUGUUAAUGAUCUUCGCAUUUUAAACAAAGCCCAUAAUUUUUACCUCUUAACACAAGUUAUUCAUUCGUGAUUUGGAAUCAGUUUCAAAUGAGUAUAAAUAUUCCCGGUUUUUUAGUAGUUUCUUAACAAAAUUUCCUCACCCCAAUAGAGUUUUCUUGUAACAUUUCUUCAUCUUUUUUAAUUUUUUUUAAGAUAACCUGAAGUUUCAGCUGAACUAAGAACUUAGCUGCUUGCACAUUUCUUUAUAGCUAACUAUCCAUUCUUAAUUGUUAAUAAGUUGAUGAGGCAUAGCUUAAUACGUUAUUUCUUAUUUGUGGCCCUGCUUGUGAUUGGUUGCAUGGCUUUAUUUCUUCUAGGCCUAGGCAAUAAUUUUUUCACUUGGCUGUAGUUUCUAUUCAAGUUUAGGAGUCCUAAUUAUUUUUCUUUUGUUGAUCUUGCUCUCUGGAGUUGCUGGUUCAGUACUGGAAGGAAGAUGACCCACAUAAGAAUAGUGGCUGAUUCUUGAUGAAAAAUAACAUUUGCUUUAAAAUUUAAUUUCCAUAUUUCACCCAAUAUUUUUUUUAAAAAACAAUUAUUUUAAAAAUUAUAUAGCAUUUACACUAUACUUACAAACUACCUUUAACAGAACAAUACCUGAAUGCUGUAGAACACGACAGCAGCAAAUUCCAAAGGCUUCGUGUGUUUUGUUUUCCACACCUUAGGUCCUAAUAUCUAAAAUUUUGGGCCUCCGUCUGAGAUGUGAGUUGAUGUACCAUAUUAAAUCAUGCGGACAACUCAACAAGAAAUAUAAAACACAGAUUAAACUUGAAUUGUGUGGUUUCCUUGGAUUUAUUUACAUUCCAGGAUUUUAAUAAAGCAACUUUUGUUUUACAACAUAUUUGCAUUCUUAAAACGAUAAGGUUGGACAUUUCUGUGUGUGUGUGUGUGUGUGUGUGUGUGUCACUGUGUUGUAUUUUCAACAUUUAAUUUCUCCAGACUCUCAUACGUACCACUCCGGCACAGACCUUUGCUACCCAUAUAAAGGGUCUGUCAGAGGCACCCAAUACCCUUGGCUUGAACCAGGGUGACUUUGCUCUCCAGCUCUGGGUCCCAGCUGAAGUCCAAGUAUCUUGGUUUUUCUUAUAACUGUGCUGGCUCUUAUGUUCAUUGUUUGGCUUUUCCCCCUAAUAUUUUAUGUAGCUGCUAGAAAAAGGGUGUUUUAGGUACAGGGCCUGAGAGCAUAACUUUAACAAAAGCAAAAGUACCCAUUGCUGUCUGAGAGUUAGAAGGCCAGAGGACAGUGGCUCAGACUAUGCUCCUGCCCCACCACCUGCGCCCCCUUUCCCAGCCAAGGAUCAAGGAUUUGGCUUUAAGUCUUCAUUUACUUGAGUUCCUCAAAGAAUAAUUGUCCAGUGUCUAGGAAAGUAAGGUUUGAACCAUCUUAGAAUUCAUAACCUUGUUAAUCUUUCUCCAGGAGCCUCUGGAAGCAGGCAGCACAGAGCGGCACUUGGAUGAUAGAUGGCCAGUGUUCCAAUUCAGUUUUACUACUUACUGUGACCUCUUACACAAAUUGAUUUCUCCAUCAUCAGAAAAAUGGGGGUAAUACUACCCACCUCAGAACUGUUAUUGGGAUACUAUGAGUUGAUUUUUGGACACAGAGCAUUGUAUAAAUGCUAUGAAUUAUCCUGAGCUGUGUAUUAUUUUCUCUUAUAUUCUAAGAUUUUUUUAAAUUGAAAUAAAAAUGCAAACUUUAACUUCUAAA